Molecule: messenger RNA, 706 nt
Organism: Rosa chinensis
Lineage: Eukaryota; Viridiplantae; Streptophyta; Magnoliopsida; Rosales; Rosaceae
Exons: 1
Coding region: 149-532 (127 amino acids)
Source: RefSeq, a predicted model, not a curated record
AAUCCCUCUCUCUUCCUAUAAAUCCCUAUAAAUCCCAAACCCCAUUUUCAUUUCAUCUCAAGCUUUCUUCUUGAUCGAUUCCUAGAUUGUUAAUUAACCCUCCAUUUCUUUUUUGACGAAAGUACUGGUAGAGGUCUCAAGUUUCGUGAUGACAGAAGAGUUUCAAGAAGCCGAGGUGAUCUUCUCGGAGAACGGAGAGUCCUGCUUGGAUUUCCGGCAACAACAGCAACAACACGCUAAGAAGUCGUCGGUGACAAAGAAGAAGAAGAAAACGGUGCCAGUGAGGAUUCCGAAUCAUGUGUUCGACUUCCGCGGUGGGGGUGGUGGUGGUGUUCUUAAUGACGUCGACGACGAUGAGCGUUACUACAAGGACGAAGGAGAGAUAGUGCCGCCGCAUUUGAUCAUACGGCGGCGCGUGGAAGGGAAGAUGGCGUUUUCAGUGUGCACCGGAAACGGAAGAACUCUGAAGGGGAGGGAUUUGAGUCAAGUCCGGAAUUCCAUUCUCAGAAUGACCGGGUUCUUGGAAGCUUAAUUAAUUAAUCAGAGUUUUAAUUACAUUCAUUUGUUUUCGUCAUUAAUUAGAUGAAGAACAUACAAAGAUCAUUUUUUUUCUUUUUCUUCAGUGGCUUUCCCUUCUCUUGGGUAAUGAUAAUCCAGUUGUAAUCUGUAACGGAAAACAAUGAUAUUGAUUCCGAUUUGGUGUAUA